CACUUUCAGCUGGCCAGUAGAGAAUUCUCCACCCGUCUUAAUGACCCCCUCCCGUCCAUAUUCAUACUCCUAACCUCAACCUCCUCCCGUCUUGACACCAACACUCCUGCCAUCCACACCCCCAACCCGCUGGAAGAUCUGCCAUCUGAGUGUUGGGUGGGUUUUGCACUUCCCGGGACCUGAGUCCAGUCAUAGGCACUGAGGGAUUUGUAAACUUGUGAUCAAGACUGAGAUCCUUCUUCCCUGUUUGGUAUUUAUAGGUACUUCUGAUCCCAGGAUUACAAAAGAAACCCGUCAUGCCUCUGGGAACACCUGCCCCCAUAAACAAGCGGAAAAAGCUUUCCAAGAUCAUAACCGACCUAUCACAUAUCAGCCAGAAUGAAUUUGAAGCCGAGCCAGAAGCAUCAGAGUUCGAUCUGGGAACGAAGAUCAGAACUCCCAAAGACAUUAUGCUGGAGGAACUUUCCCUGAUGAAGAACCGAGGCUCCAAGAUGUUUAGGAUGAGGCAGCAGAGAGUCGAGAAGUUCAUCUACGAGAAUAACCCUGACAUCUUCAGUAGUGAGUCGAUGGACAAUCUCCAGAAGUUUGUUCCAUCUCUGGGAGGUCAGAUGGGAGGUCAGAUAAUUAAUGUUGGUGGACACCAUGUUAGUAAAGAGUAUGGACAUCCAUAUUUAGGAGUGAUACACAUGGGAAGAGCCCCCGUGCCUCCUCCAAAGCCCGGAAGUAAAGGUGCAGGGGGAGCUGGAGGUGUAGGAGGAGGUGCAGGAGGAGGUGCAGGAGGACUGGCGGGGGACGGUACAGGUGUAAGAGGAGACGGAUUGAGUGAUGGGUCUCUUCUAAAAGAUGGUGGCAAAGAUGGUGGCACCAAGACAGAGAUUCAUGUGAAGACAUACAUGUCACCAUGGGAGAAAGCCAUGAAGGGAGAUGAAAAUCUGUUGUCCACUUUAAAAUCUGCAAUGCCAGGUCCCAUUGCCCCAAAGGAUAUCCUCAAGUACAAGAGUUUUAACAGGACUGCAAUGCCUUUCGGAGGCUUUGAAAAGGCCAACCAGUUUUUGAAAUUCCAGCUGCCAGACACAGAGGCAACUAAACAGGAGCCUGAACCUGCCGUGGUGUACCAACAUGACAUUGGCUGCCGGCCCUCCUUCAACCGUACUCCUAUUGGCUGGGUGGGCAGCAGUGAGCCCAGUAGCAUUCACAUGGAGACGGAUGCUGUGCCUUUUGAUGGAGAAACCGAUGAGCUGUGAAAACAUAAACAUACUGUGCACAUACACACAUGCUAGCGUGAAUGUAUGGAUAAACUUUAGCACAUGCACAUAAAUGAUUUUAAAAUUUGAGUUUAAAAUUUUCCGUUGUACUGAUGAAUAUGAACGUCUCAGAGAGGAUAAAUGAAAGUGUACAUGACUUUGUCAUGCUUCCAUCUUGUUAUGUAUUCAGCUGAAAGGCAAAGAAACAAGCUGCAGGUGUUAUGUUGAGAGGAAAAAUCACAUAGUUUCAGCUUUAUUCGGCCGUAUUUUGUCUGAAAAAAGUAGAUGUCAGUGAGGAAAGAGCUAAUCGUGUGGAAAGGACAAAGGUUUAUGCUGUCACACUCGUGCAUGCUGUCUUGAUGUGAACUUACUGCCAUACUUGUCGUCUCUUGUUACCUUUUUUGUUAAGAUUCUCAGAUCAGUUAUAGAGCUAUGGAAUCCCCAGACCUGUCUAAUUCACUGUCCAUGCUUUUGCUGACAAGCACUGCACCAAAACAGUUUCACAACAAUAAAUCAUCACACUCCUCCUGUUGUGUAUUCAAAACCUUGACUUUAUGAUGACCAAGAUUUCUUUUGCCUGAGAGAAAAUAACUUUUUUUGCGCAAAUCAAUAAUUAUCAUAGUAGCUUUAAGGUAAAGAUGUGAUAUCAAGAUGUAUUUGCUCUUCUGUGCUCUGCACAACAAACAGGAAGUUUACUCCACAGAGUCUGUGACAUGAGUUUUGCUGAAUAUCUUUUUUUGAAUAAGCAGGUCAAGACUAACCCAAGCUAAUUCAUAAACUGUUAGACAGUUUGAAUGUGUCUAUUUCCCCCUUUUUUAUAACCAAGGAGGAUAGAUACGAACAACAGACAAACCACAUAUAAAGAUACAUUUAAUAAAAUUCACACACAUAUCCGCAAACACAAAUGACAAUUAUGAGCAUACUAAAUCAACACUAUCCUUAACUGUACUUCAAAAUAUUGGAAUACAGCACUCGGCUCGGCGCUCCCGCACAGUUGGGGGCGAUACAUUUUUUUGACACGACGAAACAAGAAGAAAAUACGAGACAGAAGAAAACAGCACCUUUGAAUGAUACCGGGAUCGAUGAAAGCAGGUUACUUUUAAAUCGUGAAGUCUAACGACGUGAAGUCUCAGUAACAGCCACGAAAUGGACACCAGCCCCAAAUCAUCUGGUCUUUUAUAGCUUUAAAGGACUUUACCCUAUGACAGCUAAGUCACAGCCCAAGGUGUCGCCCUUGCCAUGGACAGAGACCCUUCUGUAUUGGGUCCUGUCCUUUGGUUCUCAUCUGUACUCUUUUUACCACCUUCACGUGUUUUCCAAAGAACAUGAAGCUGGGUUAGUGAGAGAAUUGCAGUUGGAAAAGGGCUUUCUUAAAGGUUGGAAAAGGGACCCAUCAGACUUUGAGUGGAGUCUCUGGACUGAACAUGCCAAAAAGUCUUUAAUGUGGACUCUUGUUGCUCAUGGGGUCAUAUCAAGAUUGGCCGGCAUCUUUUACCCAAAGCUGAAGGUACCAGCCCUCGCCAUAUAUGGCCUCCUAGCUGCUGGCAGACAGUUGGGGGUUAAAGGUGUGAGCGUGCUGCUGGUACAUCUGGGUGUGUCCUUCACAGUGGCCCAGCUGAGAAAGCCAGCUUUGUCCUGGAUAAGUAACUUACUGCUGCUCUCCACACUUCACUAUCAGCCACUCCAAGAAAUUCAGAGGGGCUGGUACAGCACAGAGGAGGAGUAUUAUCUGCUGCUCUUCAGCACCGCUGUCUGUGGCCUGCGCUUCAUCAGCUUCAGCCUGGAGCACUGCUGGAACCCUGCGGACCACGGUGGACUCGUACAGCUCCUUUGGUUGUUUUCAUACACCUUCUAUCAUCCCUUUUUCUACAAUGGACCCAUCAUCACUUAUAAAGCAUACACGGAGCAGAUGCAGAGGUUUGCUGAGGAGGGCAACAAGGAUGAAUCUGCCCUCAGAUACCUGCUGCUCAGAUCAGGACGGAUCAUACUGUGGUGGUGCAUAGCAGAAUUCAUGAUACACAGCAUGUACAUGCACUCCAUCCAAUCCAAUGAGACCUACAUUGAAAUACUUCCACCCUGGGCCCUGGGUGGUCUGGCCUUGGCUCUUGUCCAGUUCUUCUAUGUGAAGUAUCUGGUGUUAUUUGGGUUUCCGUCCAUGCUUGCUACUCUGGACGGACUGGUCCCUCCAAAGCUGCCUCGCUGUGUCAGCAUCAUGUACAGUUUCACAGGGAUGUGGAGGCACUUUGAUGAGGGGCUGUAUCGAUGGCUCAUCAGAUACAUCUACGUCCCACUGGGAGGUUCACGGCACGGCCCUAUUUACAAAGUGUUAUCCACUGGCCUGGCGUUUGGGUUUGUCUGCCUCUGGCACGGUGGCCAUGACUACCUACGGUACUGGGCUCUGAUGAAUUGGGCUGGAGUUCUGGUGGAGAAUAGCCUGAAGUCUCUCUUUGCCUCCUCCUUUGUUCAGCCAAUGGCUGAGCAGAAUCUCUCCAUGGUGAUGCAGAGACGCUGUGUUGCCCUUCUCUCUGCUUUCUCAACUGCAAUGCUCAUCCUGUCUAAUCUGGUGUUCCUUGGGGGUAUACAUCUUGGCAGAAUCUUCUGGAAGCGUGUCUUUGUUCAAGGCUGGUCCACCAUCGCCCCGCCAAUGCUUGCUUUUCUCUACUGCUUUGCUCAGAUUGGACUUGACUGGACUUCUCACCCAUCAUGAGUUGCCUUGACUUGGUAGGAGAGAAUCUCAACUACCAGCUCCUCACUCUCACUAGCCGGAGCCUCCAGAGUGCACCUGGCCCUGAGCCACAGAAACCGCCCAAACAUGGCUUAAGUGCAGCUGCUCUCCAAAAUCUGCAAGACUGCUCAAAAUAUCUCCAGUACAGGGAAAGGAAAGAAUCCUGUACUGUGAAAAAUGAAUGUGCACACAGCUGUAAAGAAAGGGGAGACGCAGCUUCUCAAUCCAUUCUGUAAUAGCAGCCUUAAGGCACCAUUUUCUACUCAUUAAGCCUCAUCAAAUCUGUAAAGAGACUGUAAAAAGAAUGUAAACUGAGUCUGUUUUGGUCACAUGAGCCUGAUAAGGUAUUGCUCAGUGGUGCAGUAAACUGGAGAAAUUUCAUGUUUGCUGCCCAUUUUAGCUUGCUAUGCAAUCAAAUUUAGCCCAUAGGUGAAGAACAGAGUGGAAGGAACCUGUUCAGCGUAAUAUUUUUCCUUCUCUCAGCUGAAUCCCAUUAGUAAUGCUAAUAAGAUUUAGUGACUAUACACUAGCAUUUUGAGACACUAACACUGUUCUAGAACUGUAUCCAAAUCACAACUUUUCAGUGCCACAGCUAAGUUUAGCCAAGUUUUUUUAUUCAAUGUUUAUUUUUUGGUCCUAUAUUUAUUAAGUAAAUGACAAGAUGUAGUAUGUUUUGAUAUUAAAGAUGAUAACUUUCUUAAUCUCCAACGGGAAAUUAUACUGCUGCAGUACAAUAAUGAUUAAAAUGUGUUUGAUAAAGAAAGGAAAAA
Menidia menidia (Atlantic silverside) is the source of this 4739-nucleotide messenger RNA. The record is from the annotation of a GenBank genome assembly. Lineage: Eukaryota; Metazoa; Chordata; Actinopteri; Atheriniformes; Atherinopsidae.